Messenger RNA from Colletes gigas, 1491 nucleotides. RefSeq names its product 26S proteasome non-ATPase regulatory subunit 4 (gene Rpn10). The record is from RefSeq and is a predicted model, not a curated record. Lineage: Eukaryota; Metazoa; Arthropoda; Insecta; Hymenoptera; Colletidae. Gene Ontology annotation, biological process: proteasome-mediated ubiquitin-dependent protein catabolic process. The transcript is spliced from 6 exons. Gene Ontology annotation, molecular function: polyubiquitin modification-dependent protein binding. The coding region runs from base 191 to 1396 and encodes 401 amino acids. Gene Ontology annotation, cellular component: nucleus; cytosol; proteasome regulatory particle, base subcomplex.
UAAUUUUCCAUGCGUUAUAAAGCGACAUCAUUUCUUCUUUUUCUCCUCGACAUCAUUUUUAUAUUAUUUUCAUUCGUAAAGUAAUAACAACGAAACGGACUGAAACAGAAAGGAAUAUAGAAAGAAGCGACGCACAAGACAGAACGGAACGGAACGGAACGAAACGAAACGCAUCAGUAUUGAAAUCAAGAUGGUGCUGGAAAGUACGAUGAUAUGUGUUGACAACAGCGAUUACAUGAGAAAUGGAGAUUUUUUACCGACGCGACUUCAAGCACAACAGGAUGCCGUUAAUUUGGUUUGUCACUCAAAGACACGUUCGAAUCCAGAGAACAACGUUGGUUUAAUAACGCUGGCCAACGUCGAAGUAUUAGCUACAUUGACCAGCGACGUAGGCAGAAUUCUAUCAAAACUUCAUCAAGUACAACCAAAUGGUAAUCUCAGUUUAAUCACCGGAAUACGAAUUGCACACCUGGCAUUAAAACAUCGUCAAGGUAAAAAUCACAAAAUGCGCAUUGUUGCUUUCAUCGGUAGCCCAAUAAAUGUAGACGAAGAAGAGCUAGUUAAAUUAGCAAAACGUUUGAAGAAAGAGAAAGUUUGCGUCGACGUGGUUAGCUUUGGCGAAGAUAGUGUUAAUAACGAAGUAUUGACAACCUUUAUCAAUACUCUCAAUGGAAAGGAUGGUACAGGCUGUUUCAUGAUCACUAUUCCACCUGGGCCGCAUUUAUCAGAUGCAUUGAUUGCUUCUCCCAUAAUACAAGGAGAUGAUGGAAUGGGUGGCACAGGUGUUGGGAGAGCUGCCUUUGAAUUCGGGGUUGAUCCAAACGAAGAUCCAGAAUUGGCAUUGGCACUACGUGUUUCAAUGGAAGAACAACGUCAGCGUCAAGAGGAUGAAGCACGACGUGCACAAGCAACCGAGGUGACUACAAACAAACGAUCGGAAACGGUGAAAGCGACGCCCAAUGAAGAAGCGAUGUUAAAACGUGCGCUUUCUAUGUCGGUCGAAGGUAACGAAGAUUCGUCUUCGACGUCUGAGAAUACUACGCCCACUAGUGGAACCGUGCCUGAUUUUGCCCGUAUGACAGAAGAAGAGCAAAUCGCGUUUGCCAUGCAGAUGUCCAUGCAAGAUCAACAAGAACUCGAGACCCUGAAGGAAUUAGCCAUGGAAGUCGAAGUGGAUUACGCCGCUGUAAUGUCUGACCCAGCUUUUCUGCAAUCAGUUUUAGAAAAUUUACCUGGUGUUGAUCCUCAUUCUGAAGCCGUCCGUCAAGCCGUUGGAUCUCUCCAACAAAAUAAGGACAAAGACAAGGAAAAGGAGAAGGAGAAGGAAAAGGAAAAAGAUAAAGACAAGGAGAAAGAAAAGGAGAAGGAAACAGACAAGGAUAAGGAAAAGAAAUGAAAAAUUUGUGCUCCUUGGAUAUAUAACUAUAUAUUAAUCCCUGUUUUGUGAAUACAUGUAUACCAAAUAUAAAUUUUCGAUUUUUAAAAACUUCA